AAAGCUAAUCGCAGGGGAAAAAGAACACCGCUCGUGUAUUGAGUUUCCGAAGCACACAAAUUCACGUUUGUUCCAAAUGCAGCAUUGUUCUUAGAACUUAAUUCAGAACAUUUUCAUGGUAGAAGGAUGUCCAAUCCAACUUCAAAAGCCACUUGGACACCUGCAUUCCAUAAAAUAUUUGUUAAUUUGUGCCUUGAAGAAACGUUGAGGAAUGAGCCUGGGACACGAAUUACCAAGGUGGGUUGGAGGAACAUUGUUGGAUCCUUUUAUGCGAAGACUGGUGUGAGAUAUGACAAAAAGCAAUUUAAGAAUCACUAUGAUUCUACCAGAAAGCUAUGGAAAGUCUGGGUCAAGUUGACUGGUGAUAGUAGCAUGAAAUGGGAUCUGGAAACACGGACUUUUGGUGCUUCGGAGGAAGACUGGCGCAAUUAUGUAAAGGAAAUCCCAGAAGCUGCACAAUUUCAGUUUAAGGAAAUCCUGUUCAAAGACAAGCUGGAUAUCAUCUUUGAUGGAGGACAUCAAAUUGAGGAAAUGAAACGAUUAGCAAGUCUUAAGUUGCAGAAUGGUGCUUCAGCUGCAUCUCCUUUGCGUGGCAAAGAGCGAGAGAAGAAACGUAAGAAUGUUUGUAGGGAAUGGGAUUGCCAAUUAAAUAGUGCCAUUAUGGUUGACUAUAUGCCAACUCCAAAAGCUACUUGGACACCUACGUACCAUAAAAUAUUUAUUGAUUUAUGCAUCGAAGAAACAUUGAAGGGGAACAAGUCUGGGACACAUUUUACCAAAGAGGGCUGGAGGAAUAUUGUUCUAUCCUUUAAUGCAAAGAGUGGUAUGAGAUAUGACAAAAAACAAAUUAAGAAUCACUAUGAUUCAACCAGAAAACUAUGGAAAAUCUGGGUUAAGUUGGUUGGUGAUGAUAGCAUGAAAUGGGAUCCAGAAACCAGUAAGUUUGGCGCUUCAGAGGAAGACUGGUGCAAUUGUAUAAAGGCAUUCCCUGAAGCUGCACAGUUUCGGUUUAAGAAAGUCCAGUUUUCUGACAAACUAAACAUCAUCUUUGAUGGAGGCAUACCAACUGGGGAAAUGGUAACUCCGAGUAGGCUUAAGAGGCAGAAAGAUGCUUUGCUUACAUCAUGUGGAAAAGACCAAGAGAGGAAACGCAAGAAUGUUGGCAGGGAUUGUGAAUUGAAGAGUGCCAUUAUGGUUAAUGCUAUCCCAAUCAGUACGAUUCCAAGUGAGCAAAGCAUGUCCAGUUCAUCACUUACUAAGGUCAAAGCCACAUGGACCCUUUCAGUGCACAAGAUCUUCGUUGAUCUAUGUCUGCAAGAGACAUUAAAGGGGAAUAAGCCUGGGACACAUUUUACCAAGGAAGGUUGGAAGAAUAUUAUGGAUUCAUUUUAUGUGAAAUCUGGUUUGAAUUAUGAUAGAUUACAACUUAAGAAUCACUGGGAUUCUACCAAGGAACAAUGGAAAAUUUGGUGUAAGCUAAUAGGCACAAGUAACAUGAAGUGGGAUCCAUAUAACCAGAAAUUUGAGGCUAGUGAAGAAGAUUGGACCAACUAUUUACAGGAAAACCCAGAAGCUGCACAAUUUCGCUAUAAGGAACUACAGUUCACUGACAUAUUGGAAACCAUCUUUAAUGGAACUACUGUUACAGGGGAGACUGAACCUGCUGUGCAACAAAGGAAAAGUGAUGAUAGUGUUGUUACUUUCCCUUUGCAUGCAAAAGAGCCUGACACAGUCAUCGCAGAUGAGAAAACUGAAUGUCUUUGUGAUGCUGUUGCAUCAAGAAAUGGUGUGAAUAUUCAAAAGAAUGCUAUUGCAAUUUCAUCCACCGAAGGAAAAUGGAAUUAUAGUAUCGGUGAAUGCAUAGAAUGCCUAGAUAGAAUGGAAGAAAUAGAGCAAGGAAGUGAUAUGUACAUGUUUGCUUUAGAUUUAUUCCUUAAGCAGGAAUAUAGGGAAAUUUUUCUGCAAUUGAAGAAGCCAAAUCUGAGGAUCUCAUGGUUGCAGCGGCUUCAGUCUUUUGGUCCACCUUUACUCUAGGAUUUUGUCAACUUUCAUCUUUUUUUACUUUAUUAUGUGUAUAGUACUUCAUAUAAUUUGGUUUUUAGGCACCGGUAUGUUUUAUGCAUGGUGAUCAACUGACCAUAUAAAUUUUGAGGGGAUGGUAUUACAAAUAUGACAAGGUUACUAG
Molecule: messenger RNA, 2185 nt
Organism: Abrus precatorius (Indian licorice)
Lineage: Eukaryota; Viridiplantae; Streptophyta; Magnoliopsida; Fabales; Fabaceae
Product: L10-interacting MYB domain-containing protein
Exons: 5
Coding region: 127-2034 (635 amino acids)
Source: RefSeq, a predicted model, not a curated record